Molecule: messenger RNA, 1676 nt
Organism: Girardinichthys multiradiatus
Lineage: Eukaryota; Metazoa; Chordata; Actinopteri; Cyprinodontiformes; Goodeidae
Gene: kazald3
Product: Kazal-type serine peptidase inhibitor domain 3
Exons: 5
Coding region: 284-1300 (338 amino acids)
Biological process (GO): regulation of signal transduction; regulation of cell growth
Cellular component (GO): extracellular region
Molecular function (GO): insulin-like growth factor binding
Source: RefSeq, a predicted model, not a curated record
UGUGUCAGCUCAGACUGUCUGCUGCUGUCCGUCUGGUCCAAACUGUUCCUGGGCUUUUUUUGUAUCUUCAGGUUCCAGUUCUUCUUCUUCUGGAUUUUUCUCCAUGUUUGGGCUUUUAUCUUCUUUCUCUUGUUUUUGUUUCACGGUUUUUCCGAACUUUUCUUCAGUUUUUCGUCCGUGUGGAACUUUGGAUCAGAAUUUCGGAUUGUUUCACCAUUUUCCAGGAUUAUCCAGUUUGGUUCCGUAUUUUGAGAAUUUGGCUUCAGUUCAUUGCUGGACUUGAAUGGAAAUUGAGAGUUUUAACGUUGUGCAGAACAGAACCUCAGUCAGAACCUACAUCACCUCUCAUUGGAGCAGAAUGAAACCAACAUUCAGGGAUACCAAAAUGUUGGUUCUGCUCCUCCUUGUUCUGGACCUGCUCACUGGCAGGGCCGCUCCUCCGGUCCAAUCCUCCCUCCCAGACUCGCUUGUGAGCUACGACCUGCUGGAUGAGGAGCUGGGAGGCGGUCGGAGGCGGAGCGGGAACAGAACCGGCACCAGUACUGGCGGGAUAGGAGGCUGCGGACCGUGCGAUCCGGAGCUGUGCCCGGAUACCCGCGGUUGCCGGGCCGGACUGGUUCUGGACUCCUGCGGCUGCUGUCAAGAAUGCGGGAACCUGGAGGGCCAAGCCUGCGACCCGGGGACCCGGAGGGUGUUCUACGGCCUGUGUGGAACCGGGCUGCGGUGCCAGGCGGACCGGCGGCCCGCUGCAGGAGGUGGAGGAGAGGAUGAAGAGGAGGUCUGUGUGUGUGAGCAGCAGGAGGCGCUGUGCGGCAGCGACGGAACCACCUACACGAACAUCUGUCAACUCAGACAUGCCGCCUUUUCUGAGCCGGAGCUCCGAACCGCAGGAAGGGGUCCCUGCAGGACAGUCCCUGUGAUCAAGGUGCCUCCUCAGAACCAGGUGAAGGGGACCGGGAGCAGUCUGGUCUUCCUCUGUGAGGUCUUUGCAUUCCCUAUGGCUCUGGUGGAGUGGAGAAAAGAUGGAUGCGACGGGAUCCUACCUGGAGACGACCCUCACAUCUCUGUCCAGUCAAGGGGUGGUCCUCUGAAGUUUGAGCUCUCCAGUUGGCUGCAGAUCGAAGGGGCGGAGCCAGGUGACUCAGGAACCUAUCACUGCAUAGCUCGGAAUAAUCUGGGAUCAGUGUUUGCCUCCGCUGUACUGGGAGUACUGGGAGCAGAGGAGCUGUCGUCCUACCUGUCCAGCAGUGUGUCUGAGAUGAAGCACCUGAUGGAAGACUAUGAACAGGACUACCUCUGACAGCUGUGUGAUGUCAUUUCCUGUCAGCACCCUGCAGACACGAUGGGAGGCGGAGUCUAUUUUUCAGAUUAUUACAGACUGAACUCUGACCCGGAAACACUUCCUAUCUGGUUUCUGUGAGGUCUCACCUUCAUCCAGGUAAUUCCAACAUGUUCCAGCUUCGGAUCAGGAUUCGGAGGAAUUUUCCCGCCAUACUUCGUGCUGAACCAGAGCUGCUGAGUGUCAUUAGUUCUGGGUUGGUUAGAGAAAGAAGAAUCUGGAUCUCAGUGGGAGUUUGUAUCACCAGAUGAGAAACCAGCUAAUUUGUUAUCUGCAACCCUGUAAAACACAAUCCUCUGUUUUUACUAUUAUAAUAAACUACAGAAGUUUAAAUUCA